CCGCGCGCUGAAAUCGAAUUCAUUCCCCUUCCCCCGCGCCGCGCCGCGCCGCCAUCGCCGCCGCCGCCGCCGCCGCCUCCGCCCCUCCGCACACCGCGACGCCACCUAGCACACCCUGCUCCGACCCGCCGGCUCCCUCCUCGCUCGGCCGCCACCUGCGCUCCUCGCCGGCGGGGCGCACCCGCCCGCCUUCCUCAACCCCUGGAGGCGCGGCAGCAGCCGGUUCCGCCUCCCUCCAUGGCCGCAGCCGCCGCCCCCGGAGGCCCGGCGGUCGGUGGCUCGAACCCUAGCGGCGAUGGCGGCCCCAGGCUCCGGUCCCCGCCGGGGAAAGGGAUCAAGCCCGUCGCGCUCGCCGACAUCACCAACGUCGGGAGGCCCAACACCUCCAGAUCCGUCAGCAUCGGCGACGUCGUCAAGGAGAACGCGAAGCUGAUUCAUCUGCUCACCGAGAAAACGAAGGUCAUUGAGCUCAGCAGAGUUGAGAUGCACAAGCUCCGGAUCGCGCUGCAAGUGUCGCGCCAGCAGAAUAUGCAGCUUGCUCAGACCAAUUCGCAAAUGCUCGCGGAACUAAAUAUGGGGAAAGAUAGGAUCAAGACAUUGCAACAUGAGCUUUCAUGCACAACAGCGCUGCUUAAAGUAAAGGAUUCAGAGCUCGAGCGAAAGAAUAAAACUGCUAACCAACGGCGGAAGGAAGUAAAUUCACAGGAGGUCUUGAAAGCUAUAUCUUCCAAAGGUGCAGCUGUUGAGGCACAUCAAAUUCAUGGCUCAAUAACCAGUGGUGUUGAACACCAGUUGCUUAAAUCUCAAUCUGCCGUGCCAUCAAGGACUGAUUGUCAAAAGCCACCACAAGAUGCAACAAUAAAGAGGGGCAAAAAUAAGCGGAAGUCAGGAUCAAAUGAAUGUAUAAAGGACACUAAUAUAACGCAGGAACACUACGAGCCUCAUUUGCAACCUAUUUUGUCACUGGAUCAUGAAGAUCGGAGGAAGACUCAACGACGAAGGUCUUCUAGACUGAAUCAAGUACCUUGUGAAAUCGCAGAAGUAUCUCACAAGACAUUGCAUGAGGAUAUUAUAGUUCCAUCACCUUCUUCCACUUUAAGUGUUCAGAAACAUCAUGGACCAACCGCUGGAAAAGAUACAGGGAAGUCACUGCAAAAUGAAUGCAGUGCAGUAGUGCAUGAAGAAUUAAUGUCUUCAGUAGUAGAGGAAAUUGAGAUAAAUGAACAACCACAAAAGGGAGUGAAUUUGAAGGUACAAGAAGCUUGUUCCAGCGUUACCAGAGUUGAGGCUCAUCAAAUUGAUGUUAAGGCCUGCGACACCAAACAUAGCCAUUUGGCUAGUCAAUCAUCUGUGCCAUUUAAUAUCACUGAGCCCCCCAAGCCACCAGAAGACACCUGUAUCAAGAGGAGCUCAAACAAACAGAAGUUGGCAUUAUGUGAAACUGGAGAAGCUGUAGAGGAUGUAAAUUCUAAGUGUGGCGUGACUAUCAGUGAGCAAUUGCGCCAAGAAAAGAAGAGAAAAUCUCAAAGGAGAGGAACUGCAAGAUUGAAUUCAGUAUCCGCUGAGAACACAGACAGCGCUUUUGAGACUCUGCAAGAGGAUGUCAUUGCUCCUUUGGCCUCUUCCAGUUCGAUUGCCUCCAUGGAGCAAAAGACAACUCAAAAGCAGAAUGAUGCUUGUUCUUCGAUGAAAUCUACUGAGGGGCAGGUGGUGGCAGGGAGGAGGUCUUUGAGGCGGGCUGCUGAAAAGGUCGUCUCUUACAAGGAGAUACCCUUGAAUGUUAAGAUGCGACGACCUUAACUACCAGGAGAGCCAUCCAUUGCACUGUGAUUUGUGUAGACAUGUUGUAGUUUACUUUCUUUGCUAGCCUCAGCAGGAAGCUUUCUUGUCAUUUUUUUGUUGCAGAAGUAGUGACUCACUGCACCUUUAGCUCUGCUUCAAACAGAUAAUCGAAACCUGUUGCAGCCUUGUCAAUAGCUCUUGCUGCCGUUCUUGUUCUGAUUGUGUAGUGUUGCAGCUGAUACUAGCAGGAGAUGUACCACUGUGUUGUUUUGAGAAAAUUAUUAAUUUUGAGAGGGAGAAAAUUAUUAAUUAGCUGUAAUAUGAUUUAUGAACAAUGCACCGCGUACGUGAUGUUGAGCUCACUGUUGAUUUGCUAA
This is a messenger RNA of Setaria italica (foxtail millet), 2159 nucleotides long. RefSeq names its product shugoshin-1. Gene Ontology annotation, biological process: maintenance of meiotic sister chromatid cohesion; meiotic sister chromatid segregation. Gene Ontology annotation, cellular component: chromosome, centromeric region; nucleus. Lineage: Eukaryota; Viridiplantae; Streptophyta; Magnoliopsida; Poales; Poaceae. The transcript is spliced from 17 exons. The record is from RefSeq and is a predicted model, not a curated record. Bases 238 to 1800 code for a protein of 520 amino acids.